This is a messenger RNA of Lasiosphaeria miniovina, 423 nucleotides long. RefSeq lists its product as uncharacterized. The record is from RefSeq and is a predicted model, not a curated record. NCBI's taxonomy places the organism in Eukaryota, Fungi, Ascomycota, Sordariomycetes, Sordariales, Lasiosphaeriaceae. Bases 1 to 423 code for a protein of 140 amino acids. The transcript is spliced from 2 exons.
AUGCCCCGCAACGCGACCCUUACGGCCGACGACUCGGACAUCACGAUCCGCCUUAAACAUGGCGUCCACACCGUCUUCCUGUCUGCCAUGGUCGAAUGGUCUUUUUCCCGCGUCACCUCUGACCUUCUCGACAUACUGCGAGAACGUUACCCGCGUGGCCUAACCACAUCGAUUGCCCCGCCGAAAACCACACCUGUUCCUGCUUCAGACACCGAUGCGAAGGUCGUAUACGCGCUACCUAACAAUACCAACGACCUAUCGGAGGGAUGGUCGCGACUUCGCGUCAAAGGAACAGACACGCUAGCCGACAAGAGGCUGAAGGAUAUGUCCAUUCUCGCUUUUGCUCUGCUCGACCCGGAAGACAAAGACGACGAGGCCGACUUUGACGUCGAGCUACCUAUCUUGGAAGAAGAGGGGGCGUAA